This is a messenger RNA of Lolium perenne, 804 nucleotides long. RefSeq lists its product as uncharacterized. NCBI's taxonomy places the organism in Eukaryota, Viridiplantae, Streptophyta, Magnoliopsida, Poales, Poaceae. The record is from RefSeq and is a predicted model, not a curated record.
AUGGAUUCUCCUGUAUUUAAAAUAGGGAUGAAGUUUGCAGACAUAGAGGAGGUUAGACAAGCAGUCAAUGCAUACAGCAUCAGGAACAGAGUGAAGAUAAGGAAAAUAAAAAAUAACAGAGCAAGAGUUCAUGCAGUAUGUGAUGAAGGGUGUCCAUGGUUUCUCAAGGUUGGCACUGAUUUUCAGAGAUCAGGUGGUUUUGUGGUAACAGCUUAUGAAGAUGAGCACAGGUGUGAGAGAGUCUAUGAAAUGAGGGCACUUACUGCUAGGUUUCUAUGCAAGAAGUUCAUUGAUGAAUUCAGGGACAACCAAAAAAUGGAUCUGCAAACAUUUGCUGCUAAGGUGCAAAGAGAGUUCAACAUGUGCCCUGAUAGGUGGAAGCUUGGAAGAGCAAGAAAAGAAGCUCUGCUGGAAAUCCAUGGCAAUGAGGAAGCACAAUUCAGUGUACUAAGGGAUUAUGGCCAAGAGCUAAAGAGAGCUAAUCCAGGAAGCACAUUCUUUCUAUCAACUAAUUCUGUCAAAGAUCCAAGCAGUGGCAUUGUCAAGGAACAUUUGGCAACAAUGUAUUGGUCUUAUGAUGCCUGCAAAAGAGGUUUUCUCAGUGGAUGCAGGCCACUUAUUUGCAUUGAUGGUUGCCACAUUAAGACAAGGUACAAGGGAGUACUGUUAACUGCAGUUGGCAUUGACCCAAAUGACUGCAUUUUCCCCAUUGCUAUGGGCAUGGUUGAGGUAGAAUGCACAAGUGCAUGUGAGUGGUUUCUGACAACCUUGAGGGAUGACUUGAACAUUAGUAACACAUCUUGA